Messenger RNA from Lachancea thermotolerans CBS 6340, 1857 nucleotides. RefSeq names its product FMN-dependent alpha-hydroxy acid dehydrogenase. Gene Ontology annotation, biological process: lactate metabolic process. The coding region runs from base 1 to 1857 and encodes 618 amino acids. The record is from RefSeq and is a predicted model, not a curated record. Gene Ontology annotation, molecular function: L-lactate dehydrogenase (cytochrome) activity. The transcript has a single exon. Lineage: Eukaryota; Fungi; Ascomycota; Saccharomycetes; Saccharomycetales; Saccharomycetaceae.
AUGAUGAGACUCCAAGAACUUCGUAAUCAGCGCUAUCGUGACUUAAACUUACGAAUUCGAAUAACGCAGUCGGAAAUCUCAACUUCCAGGACUGUUGUAACUACUGCCCUUCCAGUUUUGAUGUUUCGACUGAUUUCGCAAAAAACGCAUGUCUCCCUUAGCCGGCUUUUUCUACGAGGCCAAUGGCGUGCGUUUUCUAAAGGAGCCGGAUUCCGUGGCACCCAGCGUGUGAAAAGGCUUUCGAGUCACGUCGCGCUAUUUACUGCCCUCGCCGGUCUCACAUAUAUAUUAGGGCCAGGCCGAGAAAUAUCGCUGAUCAAAAACGAUGCUGCUAAACACUCAAAAAGGCGACAUGUCAGCGCUACUGAGGUUAUUCGGCAUAAUAAAGAAGAUGACUGCUGGGUAGUGAUCGAUGGGUAUGUGUACGAUGUUACAGCGUUCAUCGACCAGCAUCCUGGUGGUUCUGCAGUUAUAAGGGGUAAUGCAGGAAAAGAUGUGAGUGCUUUGUUUUCUGCUUUACACCCUCCAGAUGUCAUCCAAAAAUACAUUCCUGAAACUCAGCGGCUGGGGCCGCUAGAGGACCAAAUGCCAUCUGAUCGUAUCUGUUCCCCACCUGCUAUAGGAGAAACUGUAGAGGACAUCCAAAGAAAAGAAGAACUGCGCCAAAAGCUCCUGGACUUAAACUCUUUGUUGAAUCUCUAUGAUUUCGAGUACCUUGCUUCUCAAAUUUUAGCAAACCAGGCCUGGGCGUACUACUCAUCAGCCUCAGAUGACGAAUUUACCUACAGAGAGAACCAUGCCGCUUAUCAUAGAAUCUUUUUCAAGCCAAGGGUCUUAGUGAAUGUCAAAAAUGUUGAUAUCUCGACUGAGAUGCUUGGAUUCAAAGUCUCCGUACCAUUUUAUGUGAGCGCUACUGCUUUAGUUAAACUAGGAAACCCUGAAGAGGGUGAAAAAGAUAUCGCUCGUGGCUGCGGUCAAGGUGAGCAUAAGUGCCCUCAAAUGAUUUCAACAUUUGCCUCUUGCUCACUUCAAGAAAUAGUUGAGGCCGCGCCUUCAAAGGAGCAAAUUCAAUGGCUCCAGCUUUACGUUAACACUAAUCGUUCUGCCACAGAAAGCUUGUUGAGAGAAGCAGAAACGCUUGGUUUGAGGGCUAUUUUUCUCACUGUUGACACACCAGCAUCUGGUCGUCGUGAAAAGGACAUGAAACUCAAGUUUAUCUCUAGCAACGCACCUCAGAAUGCAAGAGCGGCCAAAAAUAAAUCUUCCCGAGGUGCUUCUCAAGCCCUUGCGAGCUUCAUUGAUCCAACAUUAACCUGGGAAGAUGUUGCAGAGCUCAAAACCAAGACAAAUCUUCCGGUUGUGAUAAAAGGCGUGCAGUGCGUUGAAGAUGUUUUGAAGGCUGCCGAAAUUGGAGUUGAUGGUGUUGUAAUAUCGAAUCAUGGUGGCCGCCAGCUGGAUUUCUCUCGCGCCCCUUUGGAGGUUUUGGCAGAUACUAUGCCAAUCUUAAAAGAGAAACAUUUGGACGAUAAACUUGAAGUAUUUAUUGAUGGUGGCGUCCGCCGCGGAACCGAUAUCUUAAAGGCGCUUUGUCUUGGCGCUAAAGGCGUUGGCCUCGGGAGGCCCUUUUUGUAUGCCAAUAGCUGUUAUGGCAAAGAUGGCGUUGAGAAGGCCAUUAGUAUGUUAGCCGAAGAACUGCAGUGCUCUAUGAGAUUGUUAGGUGCAAAAUCUAUAAAAGAGCUCGGUCCUGAAUUACUCGAUGUUACUGGCUUAAAAAACAGAUCUAUUGAAAUUCCUGGCGAUAGCUUGUGUAAUACAGUUUACCAAAAGCCCGAUUUCGCUCGUUUUGUUGAAAAAUAA